Molecule: messenger RNA, 1249 nt
Organism: Ziziphus jujuba (common jujube)
Lineage: Eukaryota; Viridiplantae; Streptophyta; Magnoliopsida; Rosales; Rhamnaceae
Exons: 2
Coding region: 512-1249 (245 amino acids)
Source: RefSeq, a predicted model, not a curated record
UCCAUAUGUCCUGGAUCGCAUCGAUGAUAUUCCAUUUGUUGAUACACCUUUGCACGUAGCGGCUUGUUUUGGUCAUGUUCAGUUUGCGAGGGAGAUAAUGAGAUUGAAACCAUCAUUUGCUCGGAGACUAAACCAAGAUGGGUUUAGCCCCAUGCAUCUAGCAUUGCAGAAUGGUCAAACAAAAAUGGUUCUUGGAUUUCUAGACUGUGAAAGCGAUCUCGUUCGAGUUCAAGGGAGAGAGGGUAAAACUCCUCUUCAUUAUGUAGUUGAACAAGGAGAUGUUGAUCUCUUGACUGAAUUCUUACCAGCUUGCCCUUAGAGUAUCCAAGAUGUGACCAUUCAAAAUGAGACUGCUUUGUAUAUUGCAGUGAAGAAUGACAAAGUUGAUGCUCUUGAUUUCUUACUUGGAGGACUACGCCGAGCCUGCCAUGAAGGUUCUGACAUCCAAGAGAGAAAAAUCAUAAACUGGAAGGAUGAUGAAGGGAACACUGUGCUCCACGUUGCAACCGCUAUGAAUCAACCAGAGGCAGUGAGAAUGUUAAUAAGUAGUGAAAUUGAAGUAAAUGUCAAGAACUCAAUGGGUUUUACUGCUCUAGAUAUCUCAGAUCCUAACAACGGACAAGUUAGAGAAACUCUGCUCAAAGCUGGAGCUUUAAAUGCUCAAUCACUUCUCCUAGUUUCCAGCAACUCCAGAGAUCAUCUGAGAUCAAAUCUGUUACCCAAAGAAAGUACUGCAGUAUCUGUUUCUCGUUUCAGAAAGAAUACAAGUAAUGAUACACGCAAUGUGUCCCUAGUAGUUGCGGCUUUGAUUGUUACGGCUACUUUCCAGGCUCCACUAACCGCCCCCGCAGGUCAUUGGCUGGACGGCAAUGACGACAACAGCAAUAACAACAAUGCUCUGAACAUAACUCUUGUUAACACCACAAGUAGAAUUAAUACUACCGAAAUUAAGCUCAAUAAAAAUGAAGGGAGUUCAAAAGCACACCAAAGACGGACACUAGGAGCGGAGUCAAUGUUUGCUUGCUUAUACGGCCUCUCGAACAGCAUAACUUUUUUUAGUGCCAUAGUGGUUAUACUUAUCCUUCUCCCUGAUGAGCAAAUAUCUAGGCGGCUGUCCGGCAUUCUGUUUACUUUUAUUGUAUGCUAUGCAUCUUCUUUGGGAUUAUGUUCUGUCGUUGUGGGACUCCUUGUUUAUGUAUUAGCGGCACUGCUAUUUUUAUCGGCAUUUUGGUGGAGGAGGUACUUUUAA